CGUUACGUCACACUUUAUUUAUGUAUUGACACCAGAGAAAGCCGGAAGACAUUGAACCCUUUGAAUGUGUUAAAGAAAGAUCUUAUUUAUAUCUUGCUGAACGUACACUUUUAAUGGAUGUUUAAGAAAUAAAAGAUAAAAGUUUACAAGAAAAUGGACUUUACACUGUUAAACGUAAUUUGGCUCCUAGUGCAUUUGAGUAUACGUAUGGCACUUUACCAUGUUGACCAUUCUGUAUUACGUCAAGGCUGUGAUAAGAAAGUAAAGAAGAAGAAACUAAAGCACAUUCGAUAUCAUAGGUUCCCUAGAAAAUACGUGUAUAUAACAACAAGAGUUAACAGGAUUGCACGACCGAGAAUCAAAGAAUAUAUUUACAAAUUAUGUAGAUAUACGGAAAACGGAUUAUGUAUUUACAGACGUCCACAAAACUGCUAUUGUUUUGCUAUUCCAUUUACUUCUGACUCACGCGAGAACUCCUGGCGACCGGUAAUUAGGCUAGGAACAACUCAAUUAGAUAACUCCACACCAAUUGUAAGAAGUGAAUCUCAAGAAAACAGAGAGCAACACAUCGAAGAUCUGUUACGCAUAAGUAACAUAACUGGUCAAGGGCAUCAGUCUGAAUACCCAAUUGGCGGUUCCCUUUACAUAGAUAACAACAGGAGAGCAGAAAACCCAGAAAAUGAAGCAUGUGGAGGACCACUUUCGGAACAUUCUGUCCCACUUUCUGAAUCAAACGUUUCAACUAUACCAGGGUUUCCAAGUUUUCCGUCAUCGGCAUUUCCAUCGCCGAAUUCCAAUUACAUAAGUACUGAAUUAAACAACAGUUUCUACAUCCCAUUCGAGGAAGUGACGCCCGCUAUUUCAGGAGAGAAUAGCAGAAUGGUAUCAGACGAUGAUUUAGGAACAAAUCAGCAGACAGAGAAAACAUCAGUACCAGCAACGAUGGCUUUCAAAUUGCAUUCAAAUCAAGAUAAUGGAAACUCUUCCUACUGUCGUUUUUGCCAUGGAAAACUAAGGAAUGUUGGAGCUUCUGAUGAUACACCGGAACAACAAAGAGUAGCAGGACCUAAAACUGAUAAAAAGAAGACUUCAGCACAUAAGUUGGUAAAUUCAGAGCCAGUGAUCAGUAUUAGGGAGCGGCGUUCUCAGAGUAAGAGGGCAAAAGGCACCGAAAAGACAUCAGAUUGUGAUACAAAUAUGCAGGAGUGCACUACUGAGCUCUCAAACACUCAGACAGGCUCGGCUAUGCAACUAUCUGGUGUGGAGUCUUCUCGGGGUGAUGAAUUAACGAAUGCAGAGGCACUAACAUCCUUUCUUGCUGUAAAUAUUAAAGGAGAAAAUCCUGCACAUUUGAGACCUUUAAUAGAAAAGGAAAACAGCUCCACAAGAAACACGAAGUCAAAGUCAAACCCACCCACUUCAACGAAGGAGAAGCGCUUCAAUGAAAAGGGGAUUAAGGAUGAAGGUAGUAUGCCAAACCAUGCACGACCUAACGAAAUGGAACCAGAAAAUGUCGAAGGAAGGCGGGUGGUCUCAUCUGAAAGACCAAAUGUGGCUACGGAACGAAAUUUAAAUGCUCCUUCUGAAGAGAACACAUUAGCAAUUGCAGAGUUUGACAAUAUUGAUCAAAGAAUGACCGUAGAUAGAAGAGUAUCUAGAUCUAUAUCAGAUAACAAUUCAAGUGAUGUGAUUCAAACGCUGGAAGACAAAGAAUAAGUUUUUUUUAUGAAACUUAAACCAAUAUGAAAAUUAAAAGGCUGCCUUAUUGUGUUUUCUAUUGGAAACUCAACUGUUUUUUUUUUAGAAACUAUUUAGGCCAACUGUUUUACUGUUUUCAAAGUCGACCGACCCAAAUGUUAAGGAAUUGGGGAGAAAUUGUGUAUGUCAGGUGAAUGAAUUUAUCUAACCAUCAUAUCACUUCGAGAUUGCAGUAUUUUUAUAGAGAUUUAAAAAAGUUUUUGAAGGAUAAAUAACAUUUGAUUCAUUAUCAAUCAUUUCAAAUGUUAAAUGCGACUGGGUGGUAGUGCAGUACCGAUCAGACCCAACCAACAGAAAGUAAACCCAGGCUGACCUUGGGUUUACUUUCGGGAUUUACUCUGGGUUUACUAGAGUGAACCCAGAGUAAACCCCAAGUCAACCAAGAGUAAACCAAUCAGAAGUAGACCCCUGAGGCAGACGCUUCAUGUGUAAUUGGAAUAUGCAAGGGGAGGGAAUUACAGGCAGUAAGAUAAAUAAAUAAAAGGUAAACCCAAAGUCAACCCUGAGUGGACCCAAAAUAAACCCAAUCUUGACACAAUCAUUUUAAAAGUAAACCCGGAGUAAACCCAAGUAAACGCUAAAGGAAAUCCAAGGUUUAACUGGUAUUCUUUCUAGUGUUAAGUUGUGUCUGAUCGGUAUUGUAAAACUAUCACUUUUAUGAAGGUUUGCAAAUUAAAAAAAAAUUGUCAUUUUUAUUUCAACUUACUGGCUCAAAGUUAUAUGGAAAACGUCUUAAAAAGAUCUGAUAAAUAUAAGGUCUUAAAAACACUUGCGUUAUAAUGAGGUAUCGAGACAAUUUUUAUCUUUCUAAAACAAUCAUUAUAUCAGUACUGAUUUUAUUAGAAUUUGGUUGACCCUUAAAUUUCAAAACACUUUAAACAAACUUGUUUUUUCUUAGCUACACUACUCCUCCAAAAUAUAGGCCUUGCAACAUCUAAAAUGUAUUCGAUAUAUCUAUUUGAAAAAAAAAAAAAAAGGAUAGUUUUUUAUAUUCAUGAAAUAACAUUCAAAUUGACAUGAUAUUAAUAUACUUUAAGAAUUUUGAGUAGUCAAUCCAAGGAAGACCAAUUCUUUAAUAGGAGUUUAUCUUUACGUUUUCUUCUCUUUGGACACAGAAAUAGCUAUUAGUGUAUUCCUACUGAUAAGUAAAACAUAGUCAAUAAUAAAUGUAUUUGUCACUAGCUUCACAUUUGUUUGGCCACUUUUUAGAGAAUCUUCAAUUAAAAUACAAAAGCACAAGACCGAAGAACCUGAAAUUUGGUUUUGAUGUUUUAACGGAAUUAUACCUAAUAUAUUGAUUGUGAUUUUUGUUUUACGUCCAUGAAGAUGUUUAUGAGCUUGAACAUGUUAUCCUAGAGAGACUUGCCUCUUUUAAACAAGUUUCCUUAAUACGCAUAGUACAAUUAUAUUUUUGGAUUAGUGUACUGUCAGCCUUCAAAUGCUAAGGUAAUGUAAAAAUUAUUGAAUAUAGGCACACUUUAUCAAUUUUUGAGAAGCCUUUUUAACGAAAACAGAGUUCUAUCAUUUUAUUGUUGACUCAAUGUAAUAACACAAUUUUGUCCAAUGAUAAAGUAAAUUAAUGGAUAUAUGUGCUAAAAAAUAAACCAAUCUAAGAAAUAAUAAAAAAAUAGAAUUCUUCUGGUCAUGAAACAAAGAACUAAAACAUGAUAUAAAAAAUUAAGCAAGAUAAACUGGAAUACAUGAAAUGUAUUCUACCUUUACACCAAACGUUAAUAAUAACCUUAAGUUAUCGUCUGCACAAAUGAAAUAAUAUAUAUGUUUCUAAAUUAAUUUUUUUGUUAUAUCAAUAUGUACUUAUUAAUUAUAACAGUGAAGAGACAACAAUAAAGCCUAUAUGAAUUGGCGGUGAUAAUGAGUAUGGUAUUAGUCGACAAAUUGAUGAUAAUUACAACAUGUUUCGAUAUUUCAACAAGCAGUUUUGUUUGUCAAAAAAGAGGAGCAAUACGGAGAAAACUGUUUUUAUUUAAAUUUUGACUGCUUUAAAUACUUUGUAUUCAAUUUCUUCAUCAGUUACAUUGGUAUCCAAUUACGCCAACUAGAUUCAUAAUCACUUCCACUUUAAUUUUAUAUACUAUUUCCAAAAUUGUCAUCAGCUGCUUAUUGAAAUGUGUUCUCUCAUAGAAUUAAGUCUCCCUGAAUUAGAUAUUUUUAUGACAAAGGAAAACGAAAAAGGUUUUUAAAAAAUUAUUUUGCGUAAUGUGUUAUAUUUUGUUUUGCAUUUCAUUACUACUGUUAGUUUAGAUCAUCUGUAAUACCAAUGUUUGAACAAUAAAUUAGACACUUAUUUUUCUAUGUGAAUUAGUUAUAGUUUGUAACAAUAAAAUUUUGG
Molecule: messenger RNA, 4108 nt
Organism: Magallana angulata
Lineage: Eukaryota; Metazoa; Mollusca; Bivalvia; Ostreida; Ostreidae
Exons: 15
Coding region: 154-1716 (520 amino acids)
Source: RefSeq, a predicted model, not a curated record